UUUCCAUGGUUUUAUGCAAUUUCAGAACUUGAUUGUACUACUAAUGGCAACGAUGACAUAAACAAUAGAACACUGAAGACUUUUUUGAAAUCUCGAGGAAGAAUUUCCAUUUCUAUCCCUCUCUUAAUCUACUGUGCUUGAGUGGGAAUUUCAUUAAUUUAAACUAUGGUUCUUUCUUGUAUUCCCCUGUGAUUACGGGUACCCCACGACCCAUUGCGUGGGCUGCGGGUAACAGGAUAUAUGGGGAGUACACAGAGCUCAGGCUCCCAAAACACAGAGACACUGUAAGCCCUUCUUUCUCUCAAUCCCAUUUUCUGUUCCUCUUCUCUCUUUUUAGAGUUUGGACUUGAAAUGUCUAUGAAUUGAAAGAACAGUAGUUGCAGGUGAAGGAAGGAAAGAGAGAAGAUGGAAGAGGGUUCUCCGAAGAUGACCCAUCUGUCUUCCAUUUCAACAAUGCGAAAGGGAGGCUUGAGGACUAUGCCCUUCAUCAUAUUGAACGAGUCGUUUGAGAAGGUUGCAAGCUAUGGGCUCAUGCCCAAUAUGAUUUUCUACUUGAUGAAAGAUUAUCACUUGGAUGCUGCUACUGGGACUACCAUUCUCUUGCUCUGGUCUGCUACCUCCAAUGCCCUUGCCAUGGUGGGGGCUUUCCUCUCCGAUUCUUGCUUGGGUCGCUUUCGUGUCAUCGCCCUGGGCUCCUUCUCUAGCUUCCUUGGAAUGAUUAUGCUAUGGUUAACAGCCAUGGUUCCAGAAACGAAGCCCUCUCCCUUCUGUAAUCCUUCGAACGGGAGCUGCAAAUCCUCCACGGCUGCUCAACUAGGUCUCCUGUUUUCCUCAUUUGGUCUCAUGUCCAUCGGUGCCGGUUGCAUUAGGCCAUGUUCCAUUGCCUUUGGAGCAGAUCAAUUGAUCAAGAAAGGCGACCCAAACAAUGAAGGUCUCUUACAGAGCUUCUUCAACUGGUUUUAUGCUUCCACUGGGGUUUCCACCAUCCUUGCACUCACCGUGAUCGUUUACAUUCAAGAACAUUUGGGCUGGAAAGUGGGUUUUGCAGUUCCUGCAUUUCUCAUGCUCAUAGCUUCUCUCUUGUUCUUAAUGGGUUCUCCUCUCUACAUCAAAGUGAAGGCCAGUAAGAGCUUGUUCACCGGAUUCUUUCAAGUGCUUGUGGUAGCAUUUAAAAACAGAAAUCUUUCUUUCCCUACCAACAACUCUAUUGAAUGCUACCAUCAAGCCCAAGAUUCAGAGCUCAUCAAACCGACCAAGAACCUAAGGUUCCUAAACAAAGCUUGCAUCAUUGGGAAUCAGGUAACAGAUGUAAAACCUGAUAGUUCACCAUCAAAUCCAUGGAAGCUCUGCACAGUGGAUCAAGUUGAAUCGCUUAAGUCACUAUUGAGAGUGGUCCCUAUAUGGUCUAGUUGUAUCAUUGUCCAGGUGAUCAUAAACCAGUCUACAUUCACAGCAAUCCAGGCAAGUACAAUGAAUAGACACAUCACCUCUCACUUCCAAAUUCCUGCGGGUUCGUUUUCAGUGUUCUUGGUCCUCACUUUGACGAUAUGGGUAGCCAUGUAUGAUCGUCUAAUCGUUCCUCUGAUGGCAAAACACAUGGGAAAACCUCAUGGGCUUAGCCAAAAUCAACGUAUGGGGAUUGGAAUACUUGUCUCUGUAGCAGCUAUGGCAGUCUCAGCAGGGGUUGAGAGGGUUCGAAGGAGGAUGGCUAUCAGAGAAGGGUUAGCAGAUAAUGCAUUCAGUGUGGUGGACAUGUCUGCUAUGUGGUUAGUGCCACAGCAAUGUCUGAUUGGAUUAGCUGAGGCAAUCAAUGCUGUGGCACAAAUAGAGUUCUAUUACUCUCAUUUCUCUAAGAACAUGGCUAGCAUGGCAAUGGCUCUGUUCACAUUAGGUAUGGCUGCUGGCAACUUGGUAGGGAGUCUUAUAGUGAAGAUUGUGGAUGGAAUUACAAAAGGAGAGGGUAAGGACAGUUGGCUUUCAAGUAACCCAAAUAAGGGUCACUAUGACUAUUUUUACUGGCUUCUUGCAAUUGUUUGUUUGGUUGAUAUGCUUUAUUUUCUUGUAUGUUGUUGGGCUUAUGGGUCUGACAAAGAGGAGGAAACCAAGCUUGAAGGUGGAACAGGAGCAAGUAUAGUAACCUAAGCAUGAGGAUUCCCCAUCAUCACUGUAUUUUAUUUUGGCAAAAGGCUUCAUAGACUGUUCCCUUUAAACCUUUGGGUCUAGUUCCUCUUUACAAAACUUCAGCCCCCAUUAAAUUUGCUGUAUGUUACAAAUUGGUGGGUCAUCCAUAGUCUCAUCCAAUUAAAACCUGUUCCUACAUAUUUUUCUUUGUAUUUUGGGGGGGGUGUUGGUAUGAAACCAUCUUCUUGUAUAUGUGUGUUAGAUUGUAUCUGUUUUUUUUAUGAGGAAAAUCUUCUUGUAACCAAAGUUGAUGGAAAAAUAUGUGCUACUUGAUUGAACCA
This is a messenger RNA of Macadamia integrifolia, 2462 nucleotides long. Its product is annotated as protein NRT1/ PTR FAMILY 1.2-like. Gene Ontology annotation, cellular component: plasma membrane. The record is from RefSeq and is a predicted model, not a curated record. Lineage: Eukaryota; Viridiplantae; Streptophyta; Magnoliopsida; Proteales; Proteaceae. The coding region runs from base 406 to 2142 and encodes 578 amino acids. Gene Ontology annotation, biological process: transmembrane transport. Gene Ontology annotation, molecular function: transmembrane transporter activity. The transcript is spliced from 4 exons.